GCGUGCAUGUGCGAGAGUAAGUCGUGCUCUUUUUCGCUCUUCCCGUCGUAGCUUGUAAUCAUGGCUGUCGCAUCGAUUUCAAAAAAACGAAAGUUCGUUGGAGAUGGAGUCUUUAAAGCUGAGCUGAACGAGUUCUUGACUCGUGAACUCGCCGAAGAUGGGUACUCUGGUGUUGAGGUUCGUGUCACUCCACAGAGGACAGAAAUUAUCCUCAUGGCUACCCACACCCAGAGUGUAUUGGGAGAGAAGGGCAGAAGAAUCAGGGAACUGACCUCUGUGGUUCAGAAAAGAUUCAACUUCAAAGAUCACAGUGUCGAGCUCUAUGCUGAAAAAGUGGCCACAAGAGGUCUUUGCGCCAUUGCUCAGGCUGAAUCUCUCCGUUACAAAUUGAUUGGAGGGCUCGCUGUCAGAAGAGCAUGUUAUGGUGUGCUCAGGUUCAUCAUGGAAUCUGGUGCUAAAGGAUGCGAAGUCGUUGUCAGUGGCAAGCUUCGAGGUCAGAGAGCCAAGUCUAUGAAGUUCGUUGAUGGACUUAUGAUUCACUCUGGUGAACCGACAAACGACUACGUGAACAGUGCCACUAGACACGUACUCCUCAGGCAAGGAGUUUUGGGCAUAAAAGUCAAGAUUAUGUUACCGUGGGAUCCAAAUGGCAAGAAUGGCCCUAAAAAACCCUUGCCUGAUAAUGUUAUUGUUCAGGAACCGAAAGAAGAAAUAAUAUACACCUCACCUGUUAGCGAGGCGAAGAUCGUUAAUCCACUUAAAGACAUGGGUGCUCCUCCUGCACCUUUACCUGCAGUAGCUUGAAUGAUUAAUUAAUUAUUUUCAAUAAAACCAAAAAAAUUGAA
Molecule: messenger RNA, 845 nt
Organism: Copidosoma floridanum
Lineage: Eukaryota; Metazoa; Arthropoda; Insecta; Hymenoptera; Encyrtidae
Gene: RpS3
Product: ribosomal protein S3
Biological process (GO): positive regulation of apoptotic signaling pathway; translation
Cellular component (GO): cytosolic small ribosomal subunit; nucleus
Molecular function (GO): structural constituent of ribosome; RNA binding
Source: RefSeq, a predicted model, not a curated record